Anastrepha obliqua is the source of this 1355-nucleotide messenger RNA. RefSeq lists its product as uncharacterized. The transcript is spliced from 4 exons. Gene Ontology annotation, cellular component: transcription regulator complex; nucleus. The coding region runs from base 624 to 1319 and encodes 231 amino acids. NCBI's taxonomy places the organism in Eukaryota, Metazoa, Arthropoda, Insecta, Diptera, Tephritidae. Gene Ontology annotation, biological process: regulation of transcription by RNA polymerase II. The record is from RefSeq and is a predicted model, not a curated record.
UCUACAUAGCCAUGAAAGAAGCUAUCUAUCUGGUGUAUACAAAGGUUAAAAGUAGCUCAAAAAGGAAUAAAAGUACACAAAUGCUUAAUCAGCUGUGCAUUUACAAAGAUACAAACCGACACAUAUGUAACUAAAUGACUUUACAUACAUAAAUCUAGCUCAUGCUUUUACAUCCAUUUGUAUGUGUGUGCAUGUCUGCAUACCCAAGUGAGCGAUCAGAUGUGCAUACUUUGUACAAAAGCAAACCAGAUUACCAGGCUGCCCAUGUUGAAAUACACACAUACAAGUUUUGAAUGCAUACGAAGCGCACUUUCGAAAAGAGAUUGACUUCAUCCCCCAAGCAGUGACAGAAAAAGCAACAUUGCGAAGCAUAAAACAAAAUCAUGCAAAGUCCAUUUUCUCUGCGUAGUAGUGAGAGCCUACGACGAAAGCACGUUUGAGUGCGUUUUGAUGCGGCACCGACUUUGUGGUCUUUAAUUUUCUCUCCGUUUAUGCGCGUUGAAAGCAAACGAAACGCAUGAAAACGUAAAAAAUGUUAGUUGUUUUUGAAGCGUUGCUGUGUUAGAACAUACAAAAGUUUGGUUGAGAACUCGACGAGUGCGUAUUAAUUUAUAAAAAUAAUAAUGGAUGAUUUCAAAUUGAUACGCGAAGUACAUAAGCGUCCAUUUUUUUAUACAAAAUGUCAAGCGGGCUAUCGAAAUUCCAAGCUUCGCAACAAGGGUUGGGCAGAGAUCGGCACUAUUUUAAAAUCCUCUGGAGACGAAUGCUGCUCACGCUGGCGUGUAAUUAGAGAUCGUUAUGUCAAAUUGAUUGCCAAAAAGGCCGCAAAUAAAAAACUGACCGAUAUUGAAAGUAAUUGGGAGCUUUACCCACACCUGGGUUUUCUGAGAGCCCAUAUUCAAUCCAGAACACAUAAAACUCAGCUUAAAAAAUCUGAGUCUAACGAAGAAAAUGAAGAUUCUCUCAUGUCAAUGCCUGACAUGGAUUACGAGAAUACUUUACCCAUUGAAAUCGCCACAGUUGAAUCUUUGCAUCAAACGCCAGCACGCGUACUUGAAGCAUCUACACAGCUUAGUGAAAUACAAGAAGACCUCUCAACUUUUAUGAAAAAUGUAGAAGAACUUCUGAAACAACGCCGUACAACUCCAGCGGUAGCUAAUAAAAAUGAGGCUUUCUAUCGAAUGGUGGGCGCAAAGCUGGCUGAACUGCCGGAGGAAGAGCAAGAAGAGACGAAAUUGUAUAUUAUUUCACAUGUAUUCGAAAGGGUUAAAGUGUUUAAACAGCAAAUGAAGUGUACGCAAAAAAUCGGAAAAACAUGAGGAAAUCAUGCAAGCAUCCAUAAAUAUGUAGAUAUA